Messenger RNA from Salvia splendens (bonfire salvia), 1606 nucleotides. Its product is annotated as UDP glycosyltransferase 9-like. The record is from RefSeq and is a predicted model, not a curated record. The transcript is spliced from 3 exons. Lineage: Eukaryota; Viridiplantae; Streptophyta; Magnoliopsida; Lamiales; Lamiaceae. Bases 133 to 1509 code for a protein of 458 amino acids. Gene Ontology annotation, molecular function: quercetin 3-O-glucosyltransferase activity; quercetin 7-O-glucosyltransferase activity.
AAUAACAUAACACUGCUAUCCUAUCUAACACGGUCUCCAAAUUCAAAUUCUCUUCUCUCUAUCUCACUCUCUCACCCUCUCUUAUAAAUAAUCUAUAUUUGAUGUUCAUCAUAUACACAUAUACUACAAAGGAUGGGUAUAGAAGUAGGUUCAGGUAGAAAGGCUCAAGUCAUAGUGAUCCCAUACCCGGCACAAGGCCACAUCAAUCCGGCUCUAGCGUUCGCCAAGUGCUUAGCGUCCAAAGGCCUUCUUGUCGCCGUUGUCACCACCACUUCCAUCGCCAAAUCCGCAAACUUCUCCGACUGCGCCUCUCUAACGCUACACACCGUGUCGGAUGGCUCCGAGCACGUGGAGGGGACCGAGACCGUCAAGGCAUACCUCAAACGCUUCAGGUGCAAUUUCUCCCGGAAUUUGGCAGAUUUCAUGGACAACCACAUGAGCUGCGCGAGGGCUAUUAUCUACGACUCGAUAAUGCCGUGGGUGCUGGAUAUCGCCAAGGACCGGGGUUUGGCCGGGGCGUGUUUUUUCACCCAGAGCUGUGGCGUCUCCGCCGUGUUCCAUCAUUUGGGACAAGGGUUGCAGCUUCGGUAUCCGUACGAGGAUGACGUGGCGGUGUCGCUGCCGGCUCUGCCCCCACUCGAGAAGAGAGAUCUGCCUUCCUUUUGCCAUUUGGUGGAUCCUGACCAAUGCGCUGUGAAGCUUCUUAAUGAUCAGUUCUCUAAUCUUGACAGAGCGGAUUGGGUCUUCUUCAACACCUUUGACAACUUGGAAACUCGGAUACUCGAGUGGAUGAGAAGACGAUGGGCGAUCACGACAAUCGGACCGACGUUCCUACUACUCGGCGAAGCCAAGAAGCACAGCAUCAGCAUGUUCGAGCCGAAGGCCGACGCCUAUCGAGAAUGGCUCGAGUCGAGGGAAACCCACUCCGUCAUCUACGUCUCCUUCGGAAGCAUCGCCUCUCUUGAAAAAGAGCAAAUGGCGGAACUCGGCCACGCCCUUCUAAACACCGGCCGCCACUUCCUAUGGGUGGUCCGAUCCUCCGAACUCGACAAGCUCCCUCCCGACUUCGCCAAUACCGCGGCAGGGAAGGGCCUAGUCGUGGAAUGGUGCCACCAGCCAGAGGUGUUGGCGCACAAAGCCGUGGCGUGCUUCGUGACGCACUGUGGGUGGAAUUCGACUCUCGAGGGGUUGAGCCACGGGGUGCCGCUCGUGGCGAUGGCGCAGUGGGUGGACCAGAACACUAACGCGAAGCUUGUGGCGGAUGUGUGGGGGGCUGGGGCGCGGUGCGGCGGCGGAGAUGGGAUUGUUGGGAGGGAGGAGAUUGCGAUGUGUAUUGAGAGAGUGGUUGGAGGGGAUGUUCGGAUUAGGAGGAAUGCUUUGAGGUGGAAGGAAUUGGCGGCGGAGGCGGUGGGGAAGGGUGGGAGUUCCGAUGUUAGUGUUUUGGAUUUUGUUUCUAAGAUUGUGUUUGAUGAUGGCAUGGAUUUUAGCCCUACCUCUGUUCUGGUUUGAACAAGUUACAUAUUAGUAGAAUGGUUAUAGCAUAUUUGGUAUGGUAGAUAAAUAAUCUAAAAUGAAAUUUUAUGAACAAAAGUGAGAUUUUAUUAAA